UCUAUAUAAAACCCCCCAGAGCCUCCUCUCUCUUCAUCACAUAACACCUCUCUUCUUCUUCUUCUUUCUUCCAUGGUGACCAUGAAUAGGGUUGCUUGGUUGGUGGUGGCGGUUUUGUGUUGUUUGAGGAAUGGAGCGGUGGAGGGAUUUCACGCUGUAUACGAGGAACUCAUGUCGGUUCCGGCCGCGGUCGUCGAUAACCAGUAUAGGACUGUCUUCCAUUUUCAGCCUCCAAGGAAUUGGAUCAAUGAUCCAAAUGGACCAAUGUACUACAAUGGCAUAUACCACUUCUUCUACCAAUACAAUCCAUACGGAGCCGUAUGGGGCAACAUUGUGUGGGGCCAUUCCGUCUCAACGGACUUAAUUAACUGGAUAGCGGUCGAACCUGCUUUGUACCCGUCUAAGCCCUUCGACGUUAACGGGUGCUGGUCUGGAUCCGCUACCAUCCUACCGGGUAACAAACCCGUUAUCCUAUACACGGGUGUCGACCCGAAAAACCGCCAAGUUCAGAACAUCGCUUUCCCUAAGAAUUUAUCCGAUCCGUAUCUCCGUGAAUGGGUCAAGCCCGAUUACAACCCGAUAAUGGAUCCGGAUAGCGGGGUCAACGCUAGUGCGUUCCGCGACCCAACAACAGCCUGGUACGGGUCAGACGGGCAUUGGAGGCUAGUAGUCGGUAGCAAAAGAAAGCAUAGAGGUUUGGCUAUUAUGUACCGCAGCAAGGACUUCAUACAUUGGAUCAAGGCGAAGCACCCGUUACACUCCGCUAACGGAACGGGCAUGUGGGAGUGUCCGGAUUUCUACCCGGUAUCGAUGGAGGGUAAAUUAGGCGUAGAUACGGCAGAAUACGGUAACGGGUUGAAGUAUGUGCUUAAAAACAGUUUGGAUGUGACCCGAUACGAGUAUUAUACGCUCGGUACCUAUUUACGGGAUAUUGAUAGGUAUAUACCGGACGGUACAUCUGCGGACGACGGGUCGGGUUUAAGGUAUGACUACGGCAAUUUCUACGCUUCGAAGACGUUUUAUGAUGAAGGGAAAAAGAGGAGGAUUCUGUGGGGUUGGUCGAAUGAGUCGGAUAGUAGCUUAGAUGACGUGGGCAAGGGUUGGGCUGGGAUUGAGGCAAUUCCUAGAGCAGUUUGGCUUGAUACAAAUGGAAGGCAACUCAUUCAAUGGCCAGUCGAGGAGAUUGAGACUCUUAGAGGGAAGCAAGUUUCAGUUAUGAACAAGAACGUUAAGAGUGGAGAAGUUGUUGAAGUCUCUGGAAUAAUGACGUCACAGGCUGAUGUGGAGGUGACAUUUCAAUUGUCAACCCUAGAUAAGAUUGAGCCAUUUGAUUCAAUGUGGACUGACCCACAAAAGCUUUGUGAGCAAAAAGGUGCAGAUGUUACGGGUGGGGUUGGGCCCUUUGGGCUCCUGGCCUUGGCCUCAGCUAACAGAGAGGAGCAGACUGCUGUAUUCUUCAGGCUCUACAGUUCUCCCAAGGGUUAUAUCGGCCUUAUGUGCCAUGAUCCAUCGAGGUCCACGGUGAGGCCAGGACUAUACAAACCAACCUUCGGAGGAUGGGUUGACGUCGACAUCAAGAAAAAUGGGAUGCUCUCUCUGAGGAGUCUGAUCGAUCGCUCCGUCGUGGAGAGCUUUGGAGCUGAGGGUCGAACAUGCAUCACAUCUAGGGUGUAUCCGAGCGUUGCGGUUGAUGGUGAUGCUCAUCUCUUUGUGUUCAAUAACGGAGCAGAAGACGUGAAGAUUUCAGAGCUCAAGGCAUGGGAGAUGAUGAAGCCUUCGAUGAACGGGAUAUGAUGUUGAAAUUGAGGGCCUUUGAAUUUGAGUUGUGUGCUGGUUUGGUUUUUGGUUUUAUGACCAUUGAGCAACAAUAAAAAUACUGUGAUCCUUCUUUUACUAUAAUAAAUAAAAUAAUGGAAUGUUUUCACCUUCG
Messenger RNA from Asparagus officinalis (garden asparagus), 1930 nucleotides. RefSeq names its product beta-fructofuranosidase, insoluble isoenzyme 3-like. Bases 73 to 1794 code for a protein of 573 amino acids. Lineage: Eukaryota; Viridiplantae; Streptophyta; Magnoliopsida; Asparagales; Asparagaceae. Gene Ontology annotation, biological process: carbohydrate metabolic process. The record is from RefSeq and is a predicted model, not a curated record. Gene Ontology annotation, molecular function: hydrolase activity, hydrolyzing O-glycosyl compounds. The transcript is spliced from 7 exons.